GCCUGUCUCUCUCCUCCCUGUCAGGGACACUCGGAGAAAUGACCACCUUUGUUUCAGCAAACGUUCAUGGCUAAUUUGUCCGGGGUCCAGUCGUCCAGCAGGAGUCCGUGCGGCUCGAUCGGCGCUCUUGUCACUGCACAGCUGCCCAAAACAGUAAAUCUAGUCUAAAAGAAACAAGCUCGCGCGCAGCAGCUGGUCCAAUCUCUCCUUCCCGGAAUCCUCCUCCCGCGAUUGGUAAUCUGUUCUCCGCCUCCUCGCCGCCCUUAUACCAAGGGAAAGGGUGAUGAACAAUUUGCUGGCGAGGCACCACAGCCCACUGACCCACCUAGCCAAGUUCGCGCGGAGAACCAUGUCGACGAGGAGCGUCCAAGUCACGCAGCCCGCACGGCCCGUGCAGGCCCCCGCCUUUUAUCAGACAAAGCCGCCGCCGCACCACAAUCCCAACGGCGCGGGCUUCCGAUUGCCGUGGCCGUCGGCCACUCUCAACGGCCUGCUAGGGUUCCUCAAGGCCCGCAUGUUUGACUGGGAGGAUGCGCCGCUGGACCCCAACAAUUUGCCCGAUGUUUCGCAGUGCGAUUGGAAGCCGCAGAGCUCUGCGGUGGGCGCAGACGACAUUCUCUUCACCUGGAUUGGCCACGCUGGCUGCCACGUUCGAAUGCCACUCAAGUCCUCGGGAUCCGACUCACCGGCUUAUCUGAGCAUCCUCACCGAUCCGGUUCUGUCAAAGCGCUGCUCCCCCUCGCAAUAUAUCGGGCCGGCCCGCUACACGGAUACACCCACCAGCAUCACUGCGAUGGCCGAGAGUGAGGAGGCAGGCGUUUGGCCCGACCUACUCGUUUUCAGCCACAAUCACUAUGAUCAUUUGGAUUACGACACCGUCAAGGCGAUUCUCAACCCACCAUCCCCUUCCAAAAGUCCCCCGCACAUUCUGUGUACGCUCGGCGUGGCCGCCUUCUUCCACUCGAUGGGCGUCAAGAAGGAGAACAUCACCGAGCUGGAUUGGUGGGAUUCCCGUCAGCUCAACUUUCCAGGCUCUGCCUCGGUCCAGGUCACCUGCGUACCCGCUCAGCACUUUUCGGGGCGGGGCCUCCUGGACCGCAACAAGACACUCUGGGCCGGCUUUACCUUUGAGUGUGAGGGCAAGAAGUUCUAUUUUGCCGGCGAUACGGGCUACCGCAAUGUCUCGAGAGGUAUGACUAGGGAGCAAGAGGACGCCCAGCCUUGUUGUCCGGCCUUCAAAGAGAUUGGCGACCUCCUUGGGCCCUUUGAUCUCUCCGCCAUUCCUAUUGGCGCUUACCUGCCCCGAUCGUUCAUGUCGACCAUCCAUAUGGCGCCCCGGGACAGCGUCAGGGCGCACAAGGAAGUCAAGAGCAAGAAGAGCAUUGGCAUACACUGGGGCUCCUUCCGCCUCACACCAGAAGAUGUCAACGAGCCGCCUAAGCAUCUCAAGGAGGAAGCUGAGCGUAUCGGGCUGGCAGAGGACGAGUUCAUCGUCAUGAAGAUUGGCGAAACGAGGGCAUUUCCGACAUCUGUAUGAUCACUUUCGUAGAAUGUGUUGCUUUCUGUCCGUACUUGGCUCUUUCGAAAUCGAUGGAUCAGCAGUGUAGAAUUGUCUUUGGGUGUUUCGUCGUCGCCCAUUGACGUGAACCAACACCAGUACAGGCGCCACCACUCGACGCUUAGCAACGAUGGGUCAGGCACCGAGCGGGCAGAGCGGGCGACCGGGAGGAAACAAUGAUAAGAACAAGAAGGACCAGCAGAAGAAGUGGGAGCCGCCGCUGCCGACACGAGU
This is a messenger RNA of Acaromyces ingoldii, 1792 nucleotides long. Its product is annotated as N-acyl-phosphatidylethanolamine-hydrolyzing phospholipase D. Lineage: Eukaryota; Fungi; Basidiomycota; Exobasidiomycetes; Exobasidiales; Cryptobasidiaceae. Gene Ontology annotation, molecular function: N-acylphosphatidylethanolamine-specific phospholipase D activity. The record is from RefSeq and is a predicted model, not a curated record. The transcript has 7 exons. Gene Ontology annotation, biological process: N-acylphosphatidylethanolamine metabolic process; N-acylethanolamine metabolic process. The coding region runs from base 284 to 1537 and encodes 417 amino acids. Gene Ontology annotation, cellular component: cytoplasm; membrane-bounded organelle.